GUAAUUAAGUUAGGUUUCUAACAAUUCCCCAUUUAAAUAGAGAAUAUAAAACAUCAUGAAAAAUUUCAAAGCCGAUUUUCUCGGAAGCAUGCAAUUGCGGUAACGCCCUUCUGAAAAAUUGUCCUAGAUUUGAUUUCAUUUUGUAGUUAAACUCUUUUCGAAUAUUUGGCUAGAAUGGAAAUGUUUGUGAACUGAGUGAGAACAGUGGAGAUGCCCUUACUGUUAACGAGAAAUUUUUCAACUUAAUUUUGUACUAUUACCACGCUAAAUUAUAAUUUCAAACAAAAAACCGUAUGAAAUAAAUAGUUAAUAAAUUAAUGUUACGUUGUAUUUGCAAUCGUACGAAAUGAUCGCUGUAGUGGAUCAGCCGGUUUUGCCAGGUUACCGCGUGGAAGAAGCAAUUGAGAUAGCGAAGGUAAAUAAAAAGGUUGUGCUAGGUCCAGGACUUCGACAGGACAACGAUGACGCGGUGCUGGUCUGCAAAAGCGGUGUAUUGCGGAAAAAAGCUCCCAACACGUUCUGGGUAGAUUGCUAUCAGAAGAGGUACGUGCCGAACCGUGGUGAAAUUGUUAUCGGUAUUGUAUCCCAAAAAGCUGGAGAUAUCUUCCGGGUCGACAUAAGCGCCAGUGAACCGGCCUCUUUAUCAUACAUGGCUUUCGAGGGUGCCACCAAGAAGAACCGUCCGGAUGUUAAUGUAGGAGAUGCCAUAUGUGCGCGACUGCUGAUAGCCAAUCGGGAUUUGGAACCGGAACUGAUUUGUGUUGAUUCCCACGGGAAGAAAGGCAAGCUUGGUGUACUUCAUGAGGGAUUCGUUUUUGGUUGCAGCAUCAAUUUGGUACGAAAAAUCCUUAAUCCAAAGUGUACAUUUCUCGACCUGCUUGCGAAGGAAAUAGCAUUCGAAAUGGCCGCUGGAAUGAAUGGAAGGAUCUGGGUCAAGGGAAAAACAGUAAAGGAAACUAUAGCGGUUGGCAAUGCGAUAUUAGCCGUGGAAUAUAAAUCUAAUGAAGAGCUGAAGGAACUUUGUGAUGAUAUUGGAAAUUACUUAGCGGGAUUUGCAUAGUGUAAGAAAUUAUUUUCGCAUUAAAAUUAUGGACAGAUGGAAAUCAAGCAAAAACCCGGAAGUAUGCCUUCAAGAAUAUACUGAGAAGAAUCAUACAGUUUUAGUGUAAGCUAGCUUGAAAAUUUUAUUCGCUCCUAAUGUUAAUUGUUAACUUCAACCAAACUACUUUUCCUUGACCUGAUGUACAGUUUAAACUAACAGAUUUUUGUACGUAAUAAAACUACAAAUUACAAUCUACAAA
This is a messenger RNA of Topomyia yanbarensis, 1301 nucleotides long. It is a transcript of the gene Rrp40, whose product is annotated as exosome complex component RRP40. Gene Ontology annotation, molecular function: RNA binding. The coding region runs from base 347 to 1060 and encodes 237 amino acids. The record is from RefSeq and is a predicted model, not a curated record. Lineage: Eukaryota; Metazoa; Arthropoda; Insecta; Diptera; Culicidae. The transcript has a single exon. Gene Ontology annotation, cellular component: nuclear exosome (RNase complex); cytoplasmic exosome (RNase complex). Gene Ontology annotation, biological process: CUT catabolic process; TRAMP-dependent tRNA surveillance pathway; nuclear polyadenylation-dependent rRNA catabolic process.